Molecule: messenger RNA, 859 nt
Organism: Aphanomyces astaci
Lineage: Eukaryota; Oomycota; Saprolegniomycetes; Saprolegniales; Verrucalvaceae
Exons: 1
Coding region: 53-766 (237 amino acids)
Source: RefSeq, a predicted model, not a curated record
AAAGUUAAUCUAUUUCCCAACGCUGCAUGCCAGAAUCCUCUCUGGUGCAUCCAUGUCUACUCCGUUCAAGCGCCGCCAGUACUCGGAGCUCCAAGACCUGAUGCUGCUGAGGCAAAUCAGCGACGACAAGCCAUUCCUCGCCCGCCACGGCAGGAUUAUGGAGGCGUGGGAAUCUGUUGCGCGCGCUCUAGCGGCCCAAGUCGACUUCGACCGACCUCAUUUCGACGGCAAGAAGGCCCAAUCCCGAUUUGCCAUCCUUUUGCGUGACCAUCGCGACAACAACAAUGCGCCCAUGCGUGCCGUGUCUGCUUGUACGGGGGAAGACUCAGCGGAGAAGAUGGAUCUGUUGGAGGACAUUUCCAGGCUGGAAAGGUCAUCCACCCUCGCCGCCUCGGGCAAUCAAGUCGACGAAGCCAAGGAGGCCAACGACGUGCCGCGAUCUACCACUGACGACCGCGACGAUGCAGUAGCAACAGCAGCAGCACACGUGAACGAAGAAGCCCAGGCGUCCGUCCAGGACGUACCGCGCAAGCGAAAGUUGGACGACGACGACGACGACGACGGGGACUCGAGUGCGUCGGGUAAACUGCUCAAACUCGUGGGUCUCAUGAACGAAGCCAGCAAGCACGAGCGAGACCUGCGCAGGUUUAUGUUUGAACGGGAAGUGGAAGAGCGAAAAAGGGAUCGCGAUGCCCAAACCCAGCAAAUCCAAAUGCUCCAGCACUCGCUGACGGCGGUGCUUGACGCCCUGAUCAAAAAGUUGUAAAAACGUCGAUUUGAUAGUACAAAUUUGGGUGCAAUCGAAUUUCGCGCCGACGAAACCAAUUCACAAUCCAUCUGAUUGGUUGAAUUUCAUUGA